CUCGGUCGUGCCCGCGUCCCUGGCUCCCGUACUUGGUUAUCCACGUGAUUGUGAAACUCGCACGACAUCGCCCGAUGUGAAAGAAGAUGGACUCUAAAUAUCUAAUCCUAAUUAUUGUUUUCGCAACAAUUGAAAUCAGCGUUGUAGGGAACCGGCACAGUGAACGGCGCAGAUGGAAAUACGAAAAAGCUGUUAAGACACCAUUCGUCAAUGUUUGUAACAUCGAGGACCGGAGCGCCAGGAUACAUUGCUAUUGCGAUAGCAUAGAAUAUAAAAUGGCUAUGAAGGCGGAUUGCUGGAUUUUUAAUGGCGACAUCACCGAAGACGACCCGUUUUGGACAAACUUUUUGUCUCAACCUAAAUUAGAGAUACUUGGGUUCAGUGUUAGAGCUGACAGCAAAGUCACUUACAUACCCGCAAAAAUCAUAAUUCGACUAGAAAACCUCCAGUACUUUCGCAUCCAGUACGCAAACAUAUCACACAUACCUCCUUUUGUUUUUACAAACUCGUCGACACUAAGAGAGAUAUCGCUACCGAAAAACAAAAUAACAAAAUUGGAAAGAAAGUCAUUCUCGAACAUGAUACUGUUGGUAAAUGUUAGUUUGGUCCAGAAUCGGAUUUCAGAGUUGGAACGUGACGUUUUCUACAUGCUCCCGAACUUGCGCCGGCUGACCUUAUCAGAUAACAAUAUAACUAUUCUUCAUGAAGGGUGCUUCAAGCAUCUCAACAAUUUGGUGAAAUUAGACCUGGACAGUAAUUUGCUGACUGUAGUGACUAGGGAAGACUUCCGAGGUCUCUCCAACUUGAUUACUCUUAACAUGAGGAACAACAAAUUGUCGAUGAUAGGUGACUUCGCGUUUUCGAAACUUUGGGCCCUUCAGGAACUUUCGCUGGACGAAAACGAAAUACAAUUUAUAUCGCAAAAGGGCUUCGCUGGAUUGGCACGACUGAGGAAACUUUCUUUGACUGAUAAUAACUUGCGAACGUUAGACGCUGGUGUUUUGGAUAAUUUUGAGAAGUUGACCGUUUUGGACUUACAGAACAACAACUUGGACACUCUAAAACAGGAGACUAUGCAAAGUGUUCUGGGGAGCAUGAAGUCGAAUAACGCCUUAAUCUCUCUUGAGGGUAACAAACUGACUUGCGACUGCAGCCUCCGCUGGAUUUUCGGCCUCAACAACGAAACUCGAAGCAAACGCUUAAAAGCAGCUCUCGAAAGCGUAACUUGCAUCAUGGACGAUAAAUCCAACAUGGCAAUUGGCGAGAAGAAGAAUAUACCGAAAAACCAGACAACAAAUGAUUAUGAGAAUGAUGAAUUUGAUGAUGAAGUUGAUACAGUUGAAUAUAAAAAUCUGUUACGAGAAUUAUCACCAGAAAUGCUACGUUGCUCGAAUAAAAUUAGUCACGAAGCGUCUGAUUCGCCUCCGACAGACAAUGAAGUGAGCAAUCACUAUUCAACGUCGAGUUAUGUUGCCGUAGCAACGACGUUAUAUAUGUCAAUCUCUGUUAGCAUAUUAUUUUAAAUGGAGGUAGAUAUAAUGUGUAAAUGAAUGUGAUAUUCAAAACAAGCGGCUGGUUG
Leguminivora glycinivorella is the source of this 1579-nucleotide messenger RNA. Its product is annotated as connectin-like. Bases 87 to 1523 code for a protein of 478 amino acids. NCBI's taxonomy places the organism in Eukaryota, Metazoa, Arthropoda, Insecta, Lepidoptera, Tortricidae. The record is from RefSeq and is a predicted model, not a curated record. Gene Ontology annotation, molecular function: protein binding. The transcript has 3 exons.